GCGGGGAAGGGAGGAGGGUUACAAAAGGUGAAAAGGUUAGUUUUGCACCCCCUUAACUACCAAAAGUCCUUUAUUUUACAAACUGUUCCUGUCAAGAAGGGGGUGGAAGAGCUUGCGUCUUGCUUUCAGUUGAGACAAUAAUGCUCUCUCAGAUAUGACCCCUUGACCGACAAAUGCUAUCUUUCGGAGGCGGAUUUACCGCCCACAUUCUUUUUCUCCAACGGUCUUGGAUGCUUUUCGACUUGAUGUGCGUAUGAGUCGCCUCAAUUAGCUAUCUUGUGUCUCUAGGACCCAGAAGAACACCGAGACAAGUCUGUCAGGGUGAAGAGUGUGCGCGUUCAGUCACUGAAACUCCUUACAAGCACAAGUCCUAUUGACAGCACGCAAAAAUAUUUUGGUUACUUCAAAACUUCAGUGGUGUGUCUACGGAGCUCCUUGAAGGGAAGAUAGGUGUUUUAGGGGAAGGUUGAUUUCUCUCAGAACAUGACAGAUGACCUGCUUCACGCCUCUCAAGUAAAAUUAAAGGAUCUGAGUGAACGAUAGCCUUCAGUGACAGUUUCGAACAGCUCUCUCCCGUCUUCUGCUAGUGUUUUUUUUUCUAAGUAUACAGAUGGAAUGCUGUCAUGUUAUCUCGUUUUGUACGUUUGGAGACAAAAAUAUAACGUUUAAAUGCUUUUCACGAAUAUCUUUCUAUGCGUAACCGAAAACAAAACUCGAUAAAUAUGUUUUCAUGGCUUUCUGGAGUGAGCAGUUAAUAUCUUUUUGACUUUUGCAAGCCAGUGUUUUUUUUUAAAGUAAAUUAACCAAAGUUAACGAUUCCGGAAUUUCAUCAGAAGUGUCCAGUCUUCCGUGAAUCCCACGUUUUGUAGGUCACAAAACUAUGAAGAAAACACCUGUUGUUGUGAAUGAUCGUAUCUUCCCACGAAGGCAAUUUGCUUUUAAGAAGACGUUGAAGGAAAAUCACAUUUAAGCGACAGUUGACAACCCUUUAACGUCUUUUUGGGCUGCUAUGGUCGGGAGAAUUAAGAUGAUGAGAUUUGUCCAGCGGUUGCAGCUUUCAGAAUGGCCAGGGAGGACUCGGUGAAGUGCCUGCGCUGCUUGCUCUACGCUCUCAAUUUACUUUUCUGGCUGAUGUCCAUCUGUGUGUUGGGUGUGGCUGCCUGGCUCAGAGACUACCUGAACAAUGUUAUUACUUUAACUGCUGACACCAGGCUGGAGGAAGCAGUGAUUCUGACGUAUUCCCCGGUGGUCCAUCCAGUGAUGAUUGCUGUGUGCUGUUUUCUAAUCAUAGUAGGGAUGCUGGGUUAUUGUGGAACAGUAAAAAACAAUCUGCUGCUUCUUUCAUGGUACUUUGGAAGUCUUCUGGUGAUAUUCUGCAUUGAGCUGGCCAGUGGUGUAUGGACAUAUGAACAAGACCACCUGGUCCCUCUACAGAGGUCUGACAUGAUCAGUUUAAAAUCAAGAAUGCCCAAUUAUGGCUUAUCUCGCUAUCAGUGGUUAACCCAUGCAUGGAAUUUCUUUCAGAAAGAGUUCAAGUGCUGUGGAGUAAUGUACUUCACCGAUUGGCUGGAGAUGACGGAGAUGGAGUGGCCUCCAGACUCUUGCUGUAAUAAAGAAUUCCCAGGCUGUGCAAGACAAGCCCACUACGAGGACCUGAGUGAGCUCCACCAAGAGGGUUGCGGUCCAAAAAUAUACGGUUUCAUAAGAGGCACGAAGCAGCUGCAGGUUCUGAGGUUCCUGGGUGUGUCGAUAGGGGUGUCCCAGAUCCUGGCCAUGAUCCUCACUGUCACUCUGCUGUGGGCUCUUUACUAUGAUAGAAGAGCUCCCGGGACUGAUCAGAUGUUGACCUUGAGCAAUGACACCUCACAGCACCUGGCCUGUCAUUCAGAGGAGCUGCAGAAGCCCAGCCCUGAAAGGACCGCAGAUCUCAGGAUCCCAGCUAACACCGGCAGCAUACAGUUUGAGAUGAGGCAGCUCUAACCUUAGCAGAAUUAUUUUCUAUAGCCUGUUUAAAAAGAAAUUUCUCUUGAGGCAUUUUGUUAAUGUGCUUGGUGAAAUUUACCAUCAAGCUACUAUGAAGCAAAUCCAGCUCUUCAUUUUGAUUUUUUUCCAUGUAAGGGCUGAAAAGCAUGGAAUAUUCAAAACAUCAGCACAUUAUUUUUUUGAGCUUGGGGCAUUUCUGUAGUUGCAGUGUUAUGAUAUCUGGACAGUACAAUUAUUUUACACAACUCCAUGAAAAUUGUCUUAAGUUAAUAGUGCUGUAACAACAGCAAAAUGUACUUGCAGUCUUAAUGUUAAUGACCUUUAUUUUCUUAUAAUGUGAAUUUUAUGUAAUUAAAGAGAGUUGUUUUUGAAGUUCAGAAAAAUGAUCAUUAGACUGUAAUUUGCUAAAUGGUACAUUAAGUAAAAAAGCAAUAUGAGGAGUUCUUUUUCUCAAUACACGUGGUGUUCUGUGUUUUGGGUGUUUAUUUUUCAUCAUGUGAUAUCCCUUUAAACUUGA
Molecule: messenger RNA, 2500 nt
Organism: Lepisosteus oculatus (spotted gar)
Lineage: Eukaryota; Metazoa; Chordata; Actinopteri; Semionotiformes; Lepisosteidae
Gene: tspan12
Product: tetraspanin 12
Cellular component (GO): plasma membrane
Source: RefSeq, a predicted model, not a curated record